Messenger RNA from Oryza sativa Japonica Group (Japanese rice), 2932 nucleotides. RefSeq lists its product as uncharacterized. Lineage: Eukaryota; Viridiplantae; Streptophyta; Magnoliopsida; Poales; Poaceae. Gene Ontology annotation, biological process: protein phosphorylation. The record is from RefSeq and is a predicted model, not a curated record. Gene Ontology annotation, molecular function: protein kinase activity; ATP binding; protein serine/threonine kinase activator activity.
CUCUCUCUCUUCUCUUCCUCGUUUCAGUCACCAGUCCACCCGCGGUCUCGUACGCGCGACACGAGUCAACGACCGACGGCGAUCGCCGGAGGUGGGGGGCGGCACGGCGGGGGGUCUCUGCUCAGCGUGGGGGGUGGGGCCACCAUGGUGAGGAGCGGGAGUGUGCGGCGGACGGCCGCGUCGUCGUCGCCCGCCGCGGCGGCGGUGCCGACGGCCUUCACCGCCUCGCCCGGCGACUACCGCCUUCUGGAGGAGGUCGGCUACGGCGCGAACGCCGUCGUGUACCGGGCGGUGUUCCUGCCAUCCAACCGGACCGUCGCCGUCAAGUGCCUGGAUCUCGAUCGUGUCAACAGUAACCUCGAUGAUAUAAGAAAAGAGGCACAAACGAUGAGCUUGAUAGAUCACCCUAAUGUCAUCAGGGCUUACUGCUCAUUUGUUGUGGAUCAUAACCUCUGGGUGAUAAUGCCAUUCAUGUCAGAGGGUUCAUGUUUACACCUGAUGAAGGUUGCAUAUCCUGAUGGUUUUGAGGAGCCUGUUAUCGCCUCUAUCCUAAAGGAAACACUUAAGGCUCUAGAGUACCUCCAUCGGCAAGGACAUAUCCAUAGGGAUGUCAAGGCGGGUAAUAUCCUUAUGGACAGUCCUGGUAUAGUGAAACUUGGGGACUUUGGUGUCUCUGCUUGUAUGUUUGAUAGAGGUGAUAGACAAAGAUCCAGGAAUACAUUCGUGGGAACACCAUGCUGGAUGGCUCCAGAAGUUCUCCAGCCUGGAGCAGGAUAUAAUUUCAAAGCUGACAUAUGGUCUUUUGGAAUAACUGCACUGGAGCUAGCACAUGGCCAUGCUCCCUUCUCGAAGUAUCCUCCCAUGAAGGUUCUUCUCAUGACCCUUCAAAAUGCACCACCAGGCCUUGACUAUGACCGUGAUAAAAGAUUCUCAAAGUCUUUCAAGGAAAUGGUUGCAAUGUGCCUGGUCAAAGAUCAAACAAAGAGGCCAACGGCUGAAAAGUUACUAAAGCACUCAUUUUUCAAGAACGCAAAACCUCCAGAGCUGACUGUUAAGAGUAUUUUAACUGAUUUGCCCCCUCUGUGGGAUCGUGUAAAAGCGCUCCAGCUAAAAGAUGCAGCACAAUUAGCUUUGAAGAAAAUGCCUUCUUCUGAACAGGAGGCACUUUCUAUGAGUGAGUACCAAAGAGGCGUAAGCGCAUGGAACUUCGAUAUUGAGGAUUUAAAGGCUCAAGCAUCAUUGAUUCAUGAUGAUGAUCCACCUGAAAUAAAGGAAGAUGUUGACAAUGAUAGAAUAAAUGAAGCUGAUAAGGAGCCGUUUUCUGGCAAUCAUUUUGGACAACCAAAAAUUUUGAGUGGAAAGCACUUCAGGUUGAAUCAUGAACAAACUUGUGUCACUGCAGUAAGUCCAGGGGGGAAUAUGCAUGAGACAAGCAGAGGAUUGGUUUCUGAACCUGGUGAUGCUGAUAGUGAAAGGAAAGUUGAUGGAUAUAGAAAACAAGGGUCAGAAAACGAAUCGUUACCCUCUACAUCAAAACAUGAUUCUGAAGGACAAAACAGUAGUAGUGAAGUUAAACAAAAAGAAAGGACUUGCUCUGGCCCAAUUCUGUGUUCUGGUGUACAUAAUAAAUCAAUAACUGAAAGCAGUCGCAUUUUUGAUAGGGAAGCGGCAGUUAAGUUGGCAUCUGAUAAACAAAAGAGUUGUACAAAAAGAACCACAAAUCUCAGUGGUCCUCUUGCACUCCCUACUCGUGCUUCUGCAAAUAGUCUGUCUGCUCCUAUUCGGUCUUCUGGAGGCUAUGUGGGCUCCUUGGGAGAUAAGUCUAAGCGUAGUGUGGUGGAGAUAAAAGGACGUUUUUCAGUGACAUCUGAGAAUGUGGAUCUUGCAAAGGUUCAGGAAGUUCCAACAAGCGGCAUUUCACGCAAAUUACAGGAGGGAUCUUCACUGAGAAAAUCAGCCAGCGUUGGUCAUUGGCCGGUGGAUGCUAAGCCAAUGUCGAAUAGUCAUCAGCGGAAGGAACUCUGCAAUGGUUCAGUAUCUGCGUCCGUUCUGAUUCCCCAUCUACGGAAUCUUGUACAGCAGACCACAUUUCAGCAAGAUCUCAUCACAAACCUCCUAAGUAGCUUGCAACAGAAUGAGAAAGCUGACGCAACACAGUAUAGACUUGGUAAUAUGGAUGGUGAUACAGAGGUUGAAACGUCUAUUUCCGAGGGAGAACGGUCAUUACUUGUCAAAAUAUUUGAAUUGCAAUCUAGAAUGAUUUCAUUAACCGAUGAACUGAUCACAACAAAACUGCAACAUGUCCAGCUACAAGAAGAGCUAAAAAUACUGUACUGUCACGAAGAAAUAAUCGACACUAGGGAGGUGGACAAUGCUUGACAUGUUAAGGUUGAGCCAGAUUCUUUUUAUUAGUACAAGCAGUAUUCAGGCGACUAAAAGUUUUGCCUGCACUGGCUCAUGCCUGGAGGCUUGGCUAAUCGGAUUCCAACAAGGUGUUUGAGGUGCGCUUUUAGGAAGGGAGGAAAACUGAGAGGUGCCAUGGAUUCGACUUGGGAAUCUGCAUCGAACUGUUGAGGAGAUGAGAGCUCUUUGAGAUGCAUAGCAACAAAGGCUGCUCGAUGAUGGCCAGCUUGGGUUUAUGUAUGUUUGUGUAUAUUUGUUCGAUCUACUUAAUUACUUGGGAUUAUAUUUAUUUAUUCGGGGGACUAGUGUAAGGUGGUUAUGAGAGACUGCGGUAUCCAUAUAGUAUUUCGGGCCGCACUUAUCAUUAAGAAUUGAGAUGGCCAUGGAUGCCAAUCUUGGCCAAUAUAGUAUAGAACCAAUGAGCUGCGAGACUGGAUUAUUGUAUUUAUAGACCACCAGAAUAUAUUGUUUAUAUGUUGUUAAUUAGUACAGUGUCAGUAUUAUAGCUAAAUUUGCCCUUUCUUCAAAA